Nothobranchius furzeri (turquoise killifish) is the source of this 1852-nucleotide messenger RNA. Lineage: Eukaryota; Metazoa; Chordata; Actinopteri; Cyprinodontiformes; Nothobranchiidae. The record is from RefSeq and is a predicted model, not a curated record.
ACCGGAAGUGGAUGACAGGAAGUAAAUAAUGUGGCUGGUAGACGCUGGGCGCUUCUGACCAGAGGAAUAAACCGGUGUUGUCGUGUUUUACUUUAGCUGAGUGUGUAAAUUAUCUGGAGUUAAAGAAUGACUGGCUCUUACCACACCAGCUUCUGAUAUGUUGUGCUGGAAAAAAUCAGGGUUUCUGCUUCUGUCCGUUUUGGUGUCGAGCUAGCACCGGGAGCUAGCUGGUUCCAGAGUCAGGUCUAAGGAGUCCACCGAAAUGAGAAAACGAGCCUCGGACCUGUUUAGUCUGGAGUUAGAGCUGAGAUCUGAGGAGGUUGAGGUAUGAACUCUGUUUCCCCCAGCGCGGUGCAGUACGUCGGCACUGUGAUGCAGGAUGAGUGGGUGGAGAGUCGGAGGCAGCGGCCACUGGAACGACAGGGCAGCCUGGGUCCCAGGCCACCCUCGCUGUCAGACCCAGGCAGUCGAGAAGCAGCUGAAGAGCCAGACGAGAUGGACAAGCUCAAAGCUAAACUCGUGUCUGCGUGGAAUAACGUCAAAUAUGGCUGGACUGUUAAGACUAAAACCUCUUUCAACAAAGUCUCUCCAGUCACCAUCCUGGGGCAUUCGUAUCUGCUCAGCAGCGAAGAUGAGGUGGAGAGAUUCCGCGGAGCGUUUGUGUCCAGGAUCUGGCUGACCUACCGGAGGGAGUUUCCUCAGCUGGAGGGCUCCACUUGGACCACCGACUGUGGGUGGGGCUGCAUGCUUCGCAGUGGCCAGAUGCUGCUGGCACAGGGGCUGGUGGUCCAUCUGUUGCCCAGAGACUGGGUUUGGCCAGAUGCUCAUCAGCUGACUGAUGUGGACUUCGAGGUGUUUCGACCACGCUCCCCAGUACGGGCCGGAGGCUUCCCCAUUCCCUCUUUCGGCUCUCCACGUGGGUCCGGCACCCCUGAGAAACCCCAGACAAGCGGUCAGGCCCCCAAAUGCAGCCAGAAGAGCAGACCCGAGUCUGCUGUAGAGCAGCAAGUGGAGGCAAACCACUACAAGCUCCUCAGCUGGUUUGGAGAUCAGCCUCCAACACCUUUUGGUGUUCAUCAGCUGGUGGAAAUCGGCAAAGGUUCAGGGAAGAAGGCUGGCGACUGGUACGGCCCCUCCGUAGUGGCACACAUACUGAGGAAAGCAGUAGCUAAAGCCUCUUUGAGCCAAAACCUGACUGUAUACGUGGCUCAAGACUGCACAGUGUACAAAGAGGAUGUGGUACGUCUCUGUGAUCUGUCACAAAGUCAGAAUCCCGGAGAUCCUUCCUGCCAACCCUGGAAGUCCGUCAUCAUCCUGGUUCCUGUCCGGCUUGGAGGAGAAGCCCUCAAUCCAUCCUACAUCGAAUGUGUUAAGAACAUCCUAAAGCUGGAUUGUUGCAUUGGAAUAAUUGGAGGGAAACCAAAGCACUCACUUUACUUCAUUGGCUUCCAAGAUGAGCAGCUCCUCUAUCUGGACCCUCACCUCUGUCAGUCGGUCGUCGACGUCACUCAGGUCCACUUCUCUCCAGAGUCGUUCCACUGCAGCUCUCCUAAAAAGAUGCCCUUCAACCGCAUGGAUCCCAGCUGUACAAUCGGCUUCUACGCCAAGAGCAAGAAGGAAUUUGAGUCUCUGUGUUCUGCUGUUAGCAUGGCUCUGUCAUCCUCCAAGGAGAAGUACCCCAUCUUUACCUUUGUUGAGGGCCAGAGUCUGGACUAUGGACUUGAGGACCACAGCAGCAGCCCCAGCAGACCCCCUACUCACAUCCUGCCUCCAGGAAAACUGAGCAGAAGCAACAACAGACAAAACAGUGAUGAGUUUGUCUUCCUGUGAACUGAUGAGAACAUUGCGUCAC